AUGAUCAAGCGGAUGGACGAAGAAGCUCGACUGAAGGAGCUGGACUACACAGCACUGAAGACGCUACAGUUCGUAGCAGGACUUCAGGAUCCGUCGCUUUGUGAAGUUCGUCUCAGAAUGCUCCGUCGACUGGAUACACACACAGAAGAAUCGCCGUUGACGAUAGAACACCUCGUUGCUGAAUGUGAGAACUUCACCGCAUUGAAGAUGGACAACACAGACAUGGAAGGAAGUCAUGAUAUCCAUGUCGUGCAGAAAAAGAAUGUGAAGUGCUUCAAUUGUGGAAGACCGCACUACAGAAGCACAUGUCCGCUUCUCUCCUCCAGCACUGGACAGAAGAUGGGACAGAAACCAAGAAGACGAUCCAACCGUCGCAGGAAAGGCCAGUGUAAGAACGUUGUCACCUUCGCCGCUGAGAACGCUCGAACCUACCUCGAUGUCAAUAUCAGGGGACGUUCUCUACGCUUCCAGCUCGACACAGGCGCAGAUAUCACGGACAACGCAGUACCUGUUUUCAAGGAGAAGCGACCAGUACCCUAUGCCUCCAUGCCGGAUUUGGAUGCUGAAAUUGAUCGGCUGGUGGCCGAACAAGUGAUAUCCCCAGUAGAGCACUCAGAGUGGGCCACGCCUAUGGUUGUAGUCAAGAAGAAAAGUGGGCAAAUCCGCUUGUGCGGAGACUUCUCGACAGGAUUGAACGAUGCGCUGCAGUUGCACCAACACCCGUUGCCCACGGCGAAGGACGUGUUUACGAAGCUGAAUGGAGGACGGCUUGUCACGCAAAUCGAUUUUGCAGAAGCAUAUCUGCAGGUGGAAGUUGAAGAAGAAUCGAAGGAAAUGCUGACGAUUAAUACGCAAAGAGGACUGUACCGCUACAAUCGUCUACCCUUCGGCGUGAAGUCAGCACCUGGCAUAUUCCAGCAGAUCAUGGAUUCAAUGAUAUGUGGACUGGAAGGCGUUGCUGCCUAUCUGGAUGACGUGAUAGUCACAGGCCGCACACAACAGGAGCAUCGCCAUAACUUGGAAGCGCUAUUCGGAAGGAUCCAGGAAUACGGCUUACGCGUCCGAUUGGAAAAGUGUAACUUUUUGAUGCCUCAGAUCCGUUAUCUCGGAUGCAUCAUAGAUAAGGACGGACGCCAUCCUGACCUAGAAAAGAUUGAGGUCAUCCGCCAGAUGCCAGUACCCCAGAACGUGGCAGAGUUACGCGCACCGCUGGAUGCUUUGUUGAAGAAGAACGUUCCGUUCAAAUGGAAUGAGGAAUGUGAAGCAGCCUUCAAUCGCGCCAAGGAAGUGCUUGCUUCAGACCUGCUCCUGACGCAUUUUGAUUCUAGUCUGGAUAUAAUUGUAGCGGCCGAUGCAUCAGACCAUGGAAUUGGAGCAGUGAUUCUGCACAGGAUGCCGGAUGGGACCGAGAAGGCAAUAUGGCAUGCAAGCCGAAGUCUCACCGCUGCAGAAAGGAACUACGGUCAGAUCGAGAAAGAGGGACUCGCCUUGAUAUUCGCUGUUCGGAAGUUCCACCGUUACAUAUAUGGACGUCGAUUCAAGCUCAUCACAGAUCAUAAGCCGUUGCUACACAUUUUCGGACCAAAGAAAAUGGUGCCCGUAUACACGGCAAAUCGACUGCAACGUUGGAAGUUGAUACUUCUCGGACAUGAAUUUGAUAUCGAAUAUCAGAAGACGACAGAGUUUGGACAAGCUGACGUCUUGUCACGCCUGAUCCCUCCAAGACCGGCUCAGACAGAAGAUGUUGUGAUAGACAGAAUUGAACAAGACAUUCUUGCUGUUCAGAGUACUCACCUGAAAGCACUGCCCGUGACCAGGAAAACUAUUGAAGAAGAGUCAAGGAAGGAUGAAAGGGUAUCACAGGUCAUAUGGAUGCUGCAGACAGGAACAUGGCCAAGGAAGCCUAAAGAACAAAUCAACAGCUUGAAGGCUCUGAGCCACGAAUUGUCAGUGCAGAACGGAUGCCUGUAUUUUGGCCACAGAAUCGUCGUGCCUGCCUCACUUCAAGAAGCAGUUUUGAAGCAACUGCAAGAAGGACAUCAAGGAAUGACAAGAAUGAAGAUGCUCGCCCGAGGAUAUUUGUACUGGACGAACAUCAACAGGGACAUCGAAGAAGCUGUACGCCACUUCCGCAACUGUCAAGAAGCUGCGAAGAUGCCAAAGAAGACAGUUCUCAAUUCUUGGACCUAUACGGGACCACUGAAUGGUAGGAUGUACCUUGUGGUAGUUGAUGCGUAUUCGAAGUGGCCAGAAGUCUUUGAGAUGUCGUCGUCGUCAACCACUGCAAUGUUGAGAGAACUCAGAAUGCUGUUCGCACGAUUCGGAAAUCCCAGGAUGAUCGUGUCAGACAACGGUACGCAGUUUACAGCGAAGGAGUUCCAGGAAUUCUGCGACAUGCAAGGAAUUGAGCACGUUUGCUCGCCGCCGUUCCAUCAACAGUCAAACGGUCAAGUAGAACUCUUUGUGGAUACCUUAAAAAGAACCCUUCAGAAGAUUAAGGAGCGAGGGACGUCGGAGAAACUUGCGGAAUUUUUGCAGCGCUGUAGAAGAACACCAUGUGCAUCAACGCCAGGACAUGUUUCUCCAGCAGAGCCACACAAUGGAAGAGAACAUCUGCUAUCGGCAACGAAAGAGGAAAGAGUCGUCUACGACGAUUGCGUACUCGAGGACUUUUUGUCCCAAGGUGACUGCUACAUCGAGGAGUACCCAAACGUGGACUACGAGAUGCUGCUCAGAGCAUUACGAACCUGUGCUGAGCGUGCCUCGAAGCAGCGCACGACAAACUUGGAUCGAAUUUCGAAGACCACCAAGGAAUUGUUGGAAAGAAGAAGGACUUUGAGGCUUCAUCCGAAUGCAUCGCACAUUGAGUGGUUAGUAGCAAACACUAGCUGCAGAAAAGCGCUGCAGGAGGAUCUUUUGAAAUACAGGCAGAAGAAGAUUCUGGAAGCAGCACAAAGAAGAACGAGUCUAAAGAAGUGCCGCAGGGAUCUCCGCGAAUAUAAUAUUCCGCUAGCAGCCUUGCUGAGCGAAGACGGGACUCGCACGUCUUCUCGUCGUGAGAUGGAAAUCAUUACGGAGUGGUUCUACUCAAACCUUUUUCGUUCAUCAACUCCUGUGUCAAGCCCGAUCAUCCCCAUUGGUGAAGCCCCACCACGGAUUCUCCCUUCGGAAGUACGAGUCGGUACCAAGAGCAUGAAACCUGGCACAGCUUCCGGGCCUAAUUUUAUAUCAGCAGACUCUCUUCGGGCUGGUGGCCAUCCACUUCAUGUAAUCUUAGCAGCGCACAUGACAUCCUACAUCGUACAUGGAAAGAAAAGACUCCAAACCAGUGGAAGACCUCGUGAACCGUUUUUAUCGUUUUUAUCUAUAAGAAAAGUGACCGAGAGGACCUUCGGAACUACCGUCCGAUAUGCUUGCUGA
This is a messenger RNA of Necator americanus (New World hookworm), 3420 nucleotides long. RefSeq lists its product as uncharacterized. NCBI's taxonomy places the organism in Eukaryota, Metazoa, Nematoda, Chromadorea, Rhabditida, Ancylostomatidae. Gene Ontology annotation, molecular function: aspartic-type endopeptidase activity; nucleic acid binding. The record is from RefSeq and is a predicted model, not a curated record. Bases 1 to 3420 code for a protein of 1139 amino acids. The transcript has 4 exons. Gene Ontology annotation, biological process: proteolysis; DNA integration.